AAAGUUUCGAAGUGUCAAAUGGAACGCAUGCGUAGAGAUCGAUCAAAAGACUUAAUUGGUUCCGCUUGAUUUCUAUACGCUUGUUUUUGUUAUGGACGGAAUAUUAUAAUUUUGGGUGCAUAAAAGGAAUGUAAUGACGAUGCCCGUCGAACCAAUAAUAGGAAGAUGCCUUUUAAUGUGUCCGGAAAAAGAACGACGGAUGAGAGAGAGAGAGGGUUUGUUACACAAAUAUGAGGUUGAUGAGGAAACAAAAGACAUGAGGAAGCGUAAGGCUGAUCCUACCAAAAUUAUAAAGAGUUUUAGUCGCUCUGCUGCUGGUCAAGAUAUGACAGAUCCCUACUCGUUACGCCCGCCACAUGUAUUAUUAUCCACUAUCCGAUACUUAUUCACCGAGAUAAUCACGCGAACGGAUUUAGAUUGGACAUUAAUAUACGAUUUUGUAUUCGAUCGAUUGAGAUCAGUGCGACAAGAUGCUGUAAUCCAAAGAAUAGAUAUUACUACAAACAUUCUUCUUUUAGAACCGAUCGUCCGAUUCCAUACUUAUGCUGCACAGAGGCUCUGCGAAAAAAAGGUUUCGGAAUUUGAUGCAAAAAUAAAUAAUAAACAUUUAUUAGAAUGUCUCAAACAAUUACUCGUAUUAUACGAUGAACGAGAUUAUAAAAAUAGAAAUAAUAUAGAAAUACACGAAGCACUCGAAAAAUUAGCGUUAAACGACAGUCGAUCGGAGAUGGAAGCUUUAUAUAUCCUUCUCCAUAUCGGAGAUCAAGAAGUUUUAAAAAGAGCUCUUACUCUUUCUUCAGAUCUGAGUAGAAAUUCACCGGCAAUUCAAAUAGCCACGAAAAUAUCACUUGCUUGGUAUCUAAGAAAUUAUGUUCGUGUUUGUUAUUUGGCUCAACAAUUACCUCCAAUUUUGGCUUGUGCAUUUUUUUGUAACUUACAGAGUUUCAGAAGAAGUGUUCUACAAAUCAUGAGUUUUGGCUAUAAUAGCAAAGUGCUGACAUUUCCAGGACUAAAACUACAAAAACUUUUAUUCUAUAAAGAUAUUAGUAGAGUCCAGGCAGAUUGCAACUUAUUUGGUUUGACAUUUACUAAUGAAAAUGUUUUAUUUCAAAAAUCACAGUUUAACGAGCAAGUCUUGCAAGCCAAUCCUGAGAUGUAUUACACUUCUGCCACGUUACAUAAAUUUAUACCAAAAAUUCUGUUGGAAUGUACCUCUAAUUAGUAAUAAAUGUUGAUGUACUCUCCUAAUA
Molecule: messenger RNA, 1250 nt
Organism: Cataglyphis hispanica
Lineage: Eukaryota; Metazoa; Arthropoda; Insecta; Hymenoptera; Formicidae
Product: germinal-center associated nuclear protein
Exons: 7
Coding region: 134-1222 (362 amino acids)
Biological process (GO): spindle assembly; centrosome duplication
Cellular component (GO): nucleus; centrosome; spindle
Source: RefSeq, a predicted model, not a curated record